AUGAACGUCACCUCUCGAGGAGUGUUAAACAAUGGAUCAUUUGAAGAUUCAUUUUUUCUUCUACAUACUGCUCCAACUCUUUCACCGGUGAUUCAGCCAAACGAGGAUAAUGACCAUUCGGCUUGUCAUUUCAAUCAUUCCUCUCAAAAUUAUUUCAUCGUCACUAAUUUCAUCAUGAUCUUUUUAUUAUCUGUAACUGGUAAUGCGCUCGUUAUCGUUGUCAUCUCAACGCAACGAGCAAUGCGAUCAAUUACGAAUAUUUACUUGAUGAAUUUGGCGGUUUCGGAUUUAAUGUUAUCAGUUUUAUGCAUGCCUCCGACACUUGUCAGCACGGUGAUGAACUGCUGGAUGUUUGGGGCAUUGAUGUGCAAACUUUUGGCUUAUCUACAACCUGUCGUUGUAACAGCGUCAGCGUACACAUUGGCGGUGAUCGCUAUUGAGCGUUAUUAUGCGAUUUGUCGACCGUUGCACUCGAGAAUUUGGCAAACAAGAUCUCAUGCUUAUUUCAUGAUCUCGAUCGUUUGGCUGAUCUCGAUUCUGGCGAAUGGCUUGGCGAUUUUCAUGUAUCAACAGGGUCCCUAUGUCAAUUAUAACGAGCUCGGUGUUGAAGUUUAUGGAUUAACCUGUGCUCCAAUAUUUCCUCCAUGGGUUCAUUUCAUCUAUCAGGUUUAUAUGACAAUGGUACUCUUAUUGGUGCCAUUGAUUCUUAUGACGGUUCUCUAUGGACAGGUGAUUCGUUCGUUACGGGUAGGCAUUCGAAUGGACAUCGCUGCCACUGAGGGAAGCUUUGCUGACAAUGAUACAAGUGUGGAUGAUGACGGGUCACGGAAACCCUCACUAGUCGGGAAAAUGGCUAACAAAGUGGAUAACAAUAAUAGCAAUAACAAUAACAAUAAAACAAAAGCACAGUAUGGGAGUGGAACAGUGCGAGCGCCGAUGACCGCGCAAUCCGUUCGAAGCACGCAUACCCAAAAAAGUGCCGCGGCAAAGAGAAGAGUCGUCAAAAUGUUAAUCGUGAUUGUGAUUAUAUUUUUCUGUUGCUGGACACCGACUUAUGUAUGGUGGUUGAUCGUUCAGGGUGGAGAUGUGUUCACGGAUGGGAUCCAAUUGUGGAACCCGCUAGUGAACACAGUGAUCACCACACUUUGUUAUCUCUCUUCAUGUACAAAUCCUAUCACUUAUUGUUUCUUGAACAAGAAAUUCCGUACGGCAAUGCGGACGAUUUUUGGUCGAAAAAAGUUGAUUCGACAGCAUUUCCAGAAAGUUUACAUGCCAACGGAUAACGGAGCUUUUUAUCCGCAAAAUGGGAAAAUGCACAGAUCGAUGUCUUCGAACUUCAACCCUGUGCCCGGACUCCUCGAUAAACCACCCAUAAAACGCUGCAACUCAAACGUCGACUCUAUCUUUGAGACAGUCGAGGCGACGAGUCGUGUCGUGAUCAAAGACCUUUGCCUAUCCGGUCGUGAGACUCAUUGC
Mesorhabditis belari is the source of this 1476-nucleotide messenger RNA. The record is from the annotation of a GenBank genome assembly. Lineage: Eukaryota; Metazoa; Nematoda; Chromadorea; Rhabditida; Rhabditidae.